AUGGGUGAAACAACUGUCACAUCAUCUGUCAUCAGUCUGGACGCUGGCGUCGACGCUGCCAAACUCGAAGCAGCCAACAGAUACUUCCGCUGGAACUUACUGUUUCUUCUAAUAAUCUUUAUCUUUCUUCACUUCCCGAUAUGGAUGCCUUUCGUCCCCUACAUGAACCAAGCAACAAACAUCGUCAUCAUAAUAUUAAUCGGCCUUUUCCAACUUAUCUGGCUAAUAGCUACGAUAUGCGCCAUCCGUCGAACGAUCGCUAUCAACGGACGAAACAAGCUCAAGAACUCAAAGACACAAGAUGUUGAGGCAUCUGAUUCGACGUCUGACGACUACUCGACUGUUCGUCAUAUAGUUGCUAUGACGUUGUACAAGGAACCGAUGAGCGUACUGGAAACUACCUUGGACUCUCUCGUCCGCCAAAAAGAUGCCAAGUCACGCAUCUCUGUUAUCAUCGGCAUGGAAUCUCGUACACCUGAUAAGGAAGCCAAGCAGGAUGAGGUCUUGACAAAGUAUAAGAACAAGUUCCUUCGUCUCAUCGUCACCUUCCACCCAUCAGACGUCCCUGGUGAGAUCAGCGGCAAAUGUUCAAACAUGAACUAUGCCUGUCGUCGAGGUCUUCAGAUCCUCCGUGACGAUGUCGACUAUAACUACGAGAAAUACGAACACAUCUUUACCAACUGCGACUGCGACGCUGUCUUCGACGCCGAAUACAUGAUGGAGCUGGAGGCUGAGUACUGCAAGUUGGAUACUGCCGAUCGUCACUCGUCUAUCUGGCAGUCCAUCAUUGUCUACAAGCGAAAUUCCAUGCCCUUCUUCGUCGACAUCACUGGAGUCUUACGUACCUUUUUCUUUAUGGGAGUUUUAAUCCCUUGGAACAUCAACCCCAUGUCGCACUACUCUCUUAGCGUCAAGCUAUUGGAGGAGGGAGCAUUUACCCAUCCAGCCUAUCAGAUGGAGGAUAUCAUUGCCUUGAUUCGAUACACUAUCAUGACGAAACGUGAGAUCCGCAUCAGACCCCUCAACCUCAUCUCCAUCAACGGUCCGACUUCUGGUAGCAACUACAUCGACGAAAUCCGCGAGUGGGCUCUUCAGAUUCGACGAUGGACUAUUGGCGCCGGCGAAGUCUUCCACUACUUCAUUGUCAAGACCUACCGUAUGCCAAGUCUCCUUCUGUCUGUCAGCUGGGCCAGCCGAUUCUUCAUAUACUACGGACUCGUCCUCUGCGCCAGCGCCAUCUUCUCUGUGUUCUCCCCUAUCGUUGUUCAGCUGAUCAACAUGGCUGCCCCCGAGCACAAGCGACUCUUCAUUAGCGAUAGCCUCUUUCAAACCGUGUGUUUCAUCUUUCUUGGAUCACAAUAUGUAUUCUUGUUGAUAGCCACUGUCCUCGUCCGGUGGAACUUGCCUGUUCCUGGCGAUAGCGACAGCAAUUACAACAAGGGUCUUCAGGGUGUCACAAGAGGCCUACUGCAUUGGAUUCUGAUGCUGCCGACUAUCAUUGCCUAUAGCUUUGUGGAGCUGUACUCGUUCUUUGAGUUGGCAUUUAGAGGAAAGGAUGUCUUUCUUGUGACGGAUACUGGGGCUUCAUGA
Molecule: messenger RNA, 1590 nt
Organism: Fusarium graminearum PH-1
Lineage: Eukaryota; Fungi; Ascomycota; Sordariomycetes; Hypocreales; Nectriaceae
Exons: 2
Coding region: 1-1590 (529 amino acids)
Source: RefSeq, a predicted model, not a curated record